Aspergillus pseudotamarii is the source of this 1972-nucleotide messenger RNA. Its product is annotated as PQ-loop repeat-containing protein. Bases 105 to 1388 code for a protein of 427 amino acids. The transcript has a single exon. NCBI's taxonomy places the organism in Eukaryota, Fungi, Ascomycota, Eurotiomycetes, Eurotiales, Aspergillaceae. The record is from RefSeq and is a predicted model, not a curated record.
CGCCGUGUCGUGCCUCUUUUCCUGCACACGUCCAUACCGAGUACUCCGUUUCAAGCAAUAUAGACGAGUCUUCCAAGUUGUCGGUGGGACUCAACGAACCGAGUAUGCCUCCUCCUUUAAUACACCACCUGACUCAAACGCUGCCGCAACAUUGUGAGCCGUCUUCGCCCUUUUUCGCUGCCAUUUCAGCAUAUCUGCACACGUGCAUACCUACGCCGCUCGCUCUCAUAUCAUCAGUGCUGGGUACCCUCAGCAUUGUGUCAUGGCUGUUUGCACAGCUUCCACAGAUAUACAAGAAUGUACAGUUGCAGUCUACGUCGGGCUUGUCCAUAUUCUUUCUUGUGGAGUGGUGCUUGGGAGACACUAGCAACCUGAUCGGUGCUCUACUCACUCGGCAAGCUACUUGGCAAGUUAUCAUUGCAGGCUACUAUGUCCUAGUCGAUGUUACACUCGUCUUCCAGUUUUUCUGGUACACACAUAUCAAAGGACGUCAGGGUGGCUACCGUAGCCUCACUCACUCACAUCAUGAGGGCGGAGCCGGGGGUGUGUUAGAAGGGGUAUCUUUUUCCGAGAACAACUCAGUCAACCAUACACCUUCAGAAACAACAGCCAAUUCAGACGCGAAAGACAUGAAAGGUCACAAAGAGCCUAUCUUCGGUUCUUCUAACGGCCAGUCUCCAUCGUACUCUAACGAGAAGCUGAGCUCAUCCCGUCGUUCAAUGGUCAGAAAAAGCAGUGGACCCAGCUUGCCUAUAGCCUCUACGCGCACAGUUCUACUAGCAUCGAUGCUUUGCGCCGUUGUGGCCAACGCAGCACCAACAGAGCCAGCUACAGAACCACACUCCGAUUUCCUCAGCCUGGGGUUCCUCGGCACCUUUUUCUCGUGGAUGUCAACAUUCCUAUACCUUUUCUCGCGCCCACCCCAACUAUACAAGAAUUACAAGCGCAAGAGCACCUCCGGUCUAUCUCCGCUGCUCUUCAUGGCCGCAUUUAGCGGAAACUUCUUCUACUCCACGUCUCUCCUCACAAACCCGAACGCCUGGUUCGACUACGCCCCUUACGGUGGCGGCGGAUGGGCCGACUCCAACGGCAAUAACCGCGCCGAAUGGUUAGGCCGAGCUAUCCCAUUCUUCCUAGGGGCAUUCGGCGUCCUUUUCUUCGACGGCUUCAUGGGCGUGCAAUUCCUAAUGUACGGCACGCGAGACGACGAGUCCAUCGUUGAGAUCGAAGAUCCGAAGUGCGGACGUAGUCGCUGGAUGCGAGUCCGCGGCUGGAUGAGAGGCUGGAUCCCCUCCGUAUCCCCUACCCGCGAUUCCCACCACCACCGUACUCCCACAGAAAACCAGGCGCUUUUAGAAGAAGACCGCGAUAGAUACGGUACAGUUUAGAUGAUCAGCAAGACUUCGUGUCGUAUAAUCGUCUAGAACUUCCUGUUUUCUUUCUUACACAUACUCACUUUUCUCGAUACUGCAUUAAGCAGAUACGAAUUGCUUUAUGACUUCAUGACGAUCCUUUGGCCUGAGGGUUUUUUUUUACAGCUUGCUGUCUUUCAAUCUUCUCGGGUUUUCACAGGCUUAUUCUCUAUCGUUUGGCGCCGUCGCUUUAUCUUUGUUUUUUUUUUUAUAUAUCACUGGACGUUAUGGGAUUCAAGGCUGGGCUAGGCUUAAGGCUGAGGUUGGAGAUACCUCAAGGUGGUUAUUAUAGCAACAGAAGAUGGCAUGAGAUCACAAACUAUCAUUCAGUCGGCGUACCGGAUUCAUUAUAUUUUCUAGCCUCCAGGGUACACUGUGAGGUGUUUGGUUACGGAUAGAUGUCUGCAUACGGGGUGCAUAUAUAGCAUAUACAUACUAGGGCACUCGGAUACUAUUUGAGUUAUUGAUUUGGAUAGCAACAUACAUGAUCUCAUCACAUUAAAUCCCUAGCUAUAUAUAUGAAGGUACAAAUGAAUCCAAUAAAAAUGUAUUAACAAUCA